Messenger RNA from Odobenus rosmarus divergens (Pacific walrus), 657 nucleotides. RefSeq names its product cysteine dioxygenase, type I (gene CDO1). Lineage: Eukaryota; Metazoa; Chordata; Mammalia; Carnivora; Odobenidae. Gene Ontology annotation, biological process: L-cysteine catabolic process. The coding region runs from base 55 to 657 and encodes 200 amino acids. Gene Ontology annotation, molecular function: cysteine dioxygenase activity; ferrous iron binding. The transcript has 5 exons. The record is from RefSeq and is a predicted model, not a curated record.
GCGCCAGCACUGCAGCCCAGCAGAGAGCCGCGCGCGCCGCCAGCUCCGCGAGGGAUGGAGCAGACCGAGGUGCUCAAGCCGCGGACCCUGGAGGAUCUGAUCCGCGUCCUGCACCAGCUCUUCGCCGGCGAGGAGGUCAACGUGGAGGAGGUGCAGGCGGUCCUGGAAGCCUACGAGAGCGACCCCGCCGAGUGGGCGGCGUACGCCAAGUUCGACCAGUACCGGUAUACUAGAAAUCUUGUGGAUGAAGGAAAUGGAAAAUUCAAUCUAAUGAUUCUGUGUUGGGGUGAAGGACAUGGCAGCAGUAUCCAUGAUCACACCGACUCCCACUGCUUUCUGAAGAUGCUGCAGGGAAAUCUAAAGGAGACCUUAUUUGCCUGGCCUGACAAAAAAUCCAACGAGAUGAUCAAGAAGUCUGAAAGAAUCUUGAGAGAAAACCAGUGUGCUUAUAUCAACGAUUCCAUUGGCUUACAUCGAGUAGAGAACAUUAGCCACACGGAACCUGCUGUGAGCCUUCACUUGUACAGCCCACCGUUUGAUACGUGCCAUGCCUUUGAUCAAAGAACAGGACAUAAAAACAAAGUCACCAUGACAUUCCAUAGCAAAUUUGGAAUCAGGACUCCAUUUGUAACUUCGGGAUCCCUGGAGAACAACUAA